GACGUAAAUAGUAACAGAUCUUGAACUAUUUGUUAUAGUAUGAUAUCAAUAUCCGCCCGGAGUAGACGUUGGUGCCAUGCCCGACCACCGUUUUGCAUAGCAGCCUUCCUUGUCGAAAGCCUUUCAACUACAUGUAUAUCUCUUGUUUGCUUAUAAUCCGAGGCCUUCGUUUUCACAAUGGAAGCUUCGUCAACAUCUUUGGUAUGGUAUUUGUUGAGUGAUUUUUCAAUAUGCCAAGUCACGUCUGCUGUCUCAUGAGUGACAACAAAAAAAGGAACUGGCGGCCACGAGGAAGUCAGUCAAAAGGAGUCAUCUCGCCCGGUGGUUAGACGUUGGAAAGGCUUAUAAUUCCAUCAUCAACCCUACUAGCAAGAGCACGUAAAGUGGAGCGUGAACUUUCCUCCAAGCAGUUUGCUGACAAGAUGGCGCGGUGUGUUUCGUUCAUGACCUUGCUUGCGUUGACGAGCCUGUUUUCAGCCUUAGAGGCAUACGAAAACUUCGUGGCUUUCAGUAAGAAUGUCACACUGCGCGAGGAUGUGCCAGUUGGCGCCACAGUUCUGCACCUGACCGAUUUUGUCAAUGUCAGUCAAAAUUUCAAUGAAGAAGAAGAAAACGGAACAUCAUGGACAGUGAAUGUCACCACAGGCGAUGAUUUCGGACAGUUUGGGGUGGAUGUUGUUAACUUGAUGCUGUUCGUUGCUGCAUCCCUAGACUAUGAGUUAAACCCUUGUUACAACCUGUCCUUGGAGUUGACGAAUCCUUUAGGUAGGAGCUUCCACCAUGUAAAUCUUGUUGUCACGGUCGUGGACGUACCCGGGUACCCACCGUACUACAACAAACGGUGCGAAACGCCAGUCUUACCUGACAGUGGGGCGACUGAAGACUACAUGGUAAUGAGUAGUAGUGGUGGAACCUUUGAAGUCGUAUUAUCUAAUGGUUCAAAGUUACAGUACCCCGACUUUUUACCUCCUUGGCGUUACGAAGCCGUCAAUGCUACCAUGUACGGAGACUGCUCCCUUCGAUAUUGUGUUGUUUUGGCCGAACUAGCUUCGGAUGCAGGGAUUUUCCUUCCCGCGCUUGAAGUUCUUCAUCGAGGUAGAAUUGAGUUUCAAUGUCACGGGAGACAAUCAAAAGACAAAGCCAGUUUUACAAUGUUGGACAUUUCUCUCGAUGGUAACUUGCCUCCGUUGGCACAGAGUGGCCAGUGCAAAAUGGUUGAGGGUGCCCGUUAUUUUAUGCUUAUAGAGGUGAACGAGAUUUGGCACACGCCGUCCUAUUGGGUACAAUGUGACGCGGUCAUUAGGUUAGUGCAUCUCACAGUGCCAGUGAAGACCAUACAUCAGUUCAGCAUCACGGGGUGCCCCGAGGGCAGGUACGGACUGUACUGUGACAAGCGCUGCGUUUGCAAGAACCGUGCCCGUUGCCAUGGCUUCAACGGUGCCUGUGAGUGCCGUCCGGGCUGGAGAGGGAGGGCCUGUGACAUUCGCUGGCCCGAGGUCGCCAUCAUCGCGACACCUGGCGAUUUAGUCACCCAGUACAUCGGUACCAAUCUUACCCUGACCUGCCUGGCUCCACACAUCCAAGUAGCAAACAUGACCUGGCUUUAUCAAGCAAGAGACGACAAUCCCAACACAACAACAACUGUUGAAGACGGGACAGUACAGAACAGUUCCAUCACCUUUCAGCUGAUCACAGAAUCAACCAAUGGAGAAUACACGUGUGGGGUAAAGGCUGUAAACGGAGAAAUCUUUAAUUCAACGUUUGUCCUAAACGCCACUGAAUGUCCUCCCAAUCAUUUCGGGGAAGUUUGCAGACAGGUGUGUGACUGUCAGUACGGAGGGACGUGUGACAGGUGGGAGGGGUGCCUGUGCCCUCCCGGUCGCCAUGGAGACAGGUGUGAGAUCGUUCCAAAACCUAACGGUAAUCACGUUGUUGUGAAAUUGUUGGCGACUGUUCUUCCCUCCAUGGCCCUACUCUGCUGUAUCGUGAUUACGAUCAGGAUAAGACGAGAUAGACACCGUUCAAACAACGCAGGAAACACAGAUGAAGACUUGGAGAUGGAACCACUUUCACCAUGGGAAAUAGAGAAAGAGAACAUUCGUUUCGAACAUAUGAUCGGGGAGGGAGAGUUUGGCCAUGUUGUACGGGGAAGACUGCGCGUGCCGGAGGGAUACGAGGUCUUGGUCGCCGCCAAAUGUAUCCGGCCUGACCGCAUGACAGCGCUGGCUGUCCGUGACUUUCGUCGCGAAAUGGACAUUCUCGCGAGAAUCCACGAGGACAAAGAUGGGCACCCGAACGUGGUGAAGUUUUACGGCGUUGUGACCAAGUCGGACCCCCAGUACAUUGUGGUAGAGUACGCGGCUAAUGAAGAACUCCGGCGGUACCUUUGGAGUUUGCGAGAAGAGCGUAAGAUCACGGGCAGUCUGAAACUCUUAGAACGGCUCGGUUUCGCUUCUGACGUGGCCAGCGGGUUAUCGGAGCUGGCACGUUUGAAGAUCGUUCACCGAGACAUCGCAGCUCGUAAUGUCGUCAUUACCGGCAAGAAGGAGGCAAAGAUCGCGGAUUUCGGACUGGCUCGUGACGUCUACGUGUCGUCGGCGUACGCACGCACCCAGCAGGGCGGUGAGGAGGAGGAGCUGUUGCCGCUGAAGUGGAUGGCCGUGGAGUCGUUACGAGACGGGGUGUACACGUGUGAGAGUGACGUGUGGUCGUACGGCGUCCUGCUGUGGGGGAUCGCCAGCUUUGGGGAGGAGCCGCGCUACGCUGGCGGUCCCAUGCACCCGGACGUCUGCACACUCCUGGAGCUGCUAAGAAAAGGGGUCCGCCUGCAACAGCCGCAGAACUGCCCGAUGGCGGUGUACCGCAUCAUCAGGUCCUGUUGGAUAGUCGACCCGCUAAAGCGACCUUCGCCUGAAGAACUGUUGCGAAAGAUAGAGCUGCUGAGGCCACCGAGGCAUGCACACUGGUCACCUCGUUAAUCAUAACAUCGAAGGGCAAUGCAGUAUCUUUCGGUCACCCUAGCACUUAGCUAACCGACGAAAGACAGACUCUCAUUUUGUGAACCAU
Molecule: messenger RNA, 3066 nt
Organism: Branchiostoma belcheri (Belcher's lancelet)
Lineage: Eukaryota; Metazoa; Chordata; Leptocardii; Amphioxiformes; Branchiostomatidae
Exons: 2
Coding region: 423-2978 (851 amino acids)
Biological process (GO): positive regulation of kinase activity; protein phosphorylation; homophilic cell-cell adhesion
Cellular component (GO): membrane; signaling receptor complex
Molecular function (GO): transmembrane receptor protein tyrosine kinase activity; calcium ion binding; ATP binding
Source: RefSeq, a predicted model, not a curated record